UCAUUUGACUAUGCUUCCGAUCGUCAUUGCACCGAGGAAGCCUGUGAAUCCAGGCAGAUUCCCCCUCUUCCAAAAGAUGCUAUGGCAUUUAGCCCCCUCAGGCUAAUUUCUCCAUCUGCUAUGCAGGUGGGUAUUUUAGAAACGCUGAGUAAUGUUUUGCCUGUACCAAAGAAGGAAAAUUCCCCUCCAUCUCUACACUUAGAUAGGCCAGGCACUGAUGUAACCAUAGGUUGCAUGAUUACUGAGACUGGCAUGACAUGCGAUCGAUCCCGUCGAGCUUCUAGCAGCGCACUUGAGGCCUGUUCAUCAUCUGCUGCUCCUCCUCCGACCCAUUCGUCUUCUCACUUCAAUAGGAUAUUUGUCCAACCAAAUCUUCAAGCUAGUGCUUGCUCGAGUUUUUCUAAGGAAAAGGAGAAUGUUUCAAAAUCUUGUCUUAGACGUUCGGCUAGGACCUUAAACGACGGUGUCGAGAGCUGCCUAAGAGGUCCAUACAGAUCUCAUGAUGCGGCUGUUGAACGCUUAAUCACAUUUGGGAGCGGGCGUUUUUCUCACCCCUCUUCGCCUCCUCUUCACUCUUUAUCGGCGAAUGGAGGUCCAGGUUGCUCUGGACUUUAUUGUGGAUGUUCUCAUUCAUAUUUUUCGAGUGGAUCGAGUCAUGGAUUUGCUAAUCAAAAACAUAAGCAAAAUUCUCCUCACAAAGUGUCAUUGAGCCAUAAUCCGGUUCGCAGAAAAUCUAAUCCUCUACAUGAUGUGCUGAAAUUUCAUACCAGCCAGUCAAAGAGUCCACCACCUGCCCUCACAACAGAUAAGGGCGCGACUGCUGUUAAAAACGAUUUAGACUCGUAUAUUUCUCAGCAUAAAGAGCUGAUAGGCCAUGAUCAAGACGCUGAGCUUACGAACAAAAAUAGCUUGGAUCCAAGCCUUCAGAGAAUGGCAUCAGAUAUAUCUCGCCGGCUUUCUGAAGAACUUAUUGCACUUUCCAUUACCGAUUCGCAACCUACUACUAAGCCUCUGGCUAAAGCAGUUGCAAUAGCCCUUCGUAGGCAGCAACAAACAGAACGCCUAUUGAUGCGCCACAUGCGUCGCUAUGGCUUCAUUUCGCCGUUGAGAAAUCUUUUAUCUUCAUAUCGCCGGAACCUUCAUCUGGGCAAUCGUAUUCAUCGUUUCAGACGGGCGAGAUCAAAAUCGAGUUCUAAAUUAGUUGGGUCUAUGUGUGUAGCCAGUCAGGGUGUCGACAGCAACAGUACGGAUGCGGAUGAUGAAUUUGAUGAAGACUUUGGAAAUAUUGAGGACAAAGAUUCGGAACUGGCUCUUCUUCAUUUAUGCCUUGAUCAGGCUCUUUAUGUUUCUCCAUCCCGAGAGGUUACCCCAAAACUGUCAUCUCAUCAAUAUACCUUAGCCACGCUUAGGCCCAAAACAGGUGUUUCUGGUGAGGAGCGUGAGAGUGGUUACGGUGCUUCAGCUACUUCUUCCUUGGUCCACCCUUCUGAUGACCCAGAUGAUCAAGGUGCUAUUGAAAGGCCCAGUUCAUCCAAGGCCAAAAGAUCGGAUGAGCUUCAUUGUGAUAGCAAAUUACAUCAAGAAUGCGGUGGCUGUGGGACCCCUACAGCCUCUACUACUGCCACUCGCAGUAGUAGCAGGACAACCAGUAGUCGAUCUCUCUCCACUUCAAACGAUGCCCUUACCGGAAUCGAACUCAAUUAUUAUGACACUCUAGUUCCUACCGGUGAGCCUGUUAUACUCCAUCAUCCUCUGCUUGCUUCCUGUCAGUCUUUCAAUCCCCAUCUAUAUCCUGAUAGCCCUUCUUGCAUUGGAACCACUGUACAAUUGGGAGAUGGUGGCGUGCCAGGGACUCAAACGGGCAGACGAAACAGUCAGCGGCGCCACCGAGUUCGAAUUCUGGAUGAACAUAAACCAUCUAAUCUUACUUCGAGUCGAUGGGAGGAAGUAUCCAAGGUACAGCCUGCUUCUGUCUUGACGCACGCUUUGGAUACUGCUCUGCGCUGCCAACAUGUCGAUAGUGGUGAACUUGGCCAUGAUCAAACAACAAAGGGUGAUCGACGAUCCCAUUUGAAGACAAUAAAGAAGGGAGAUCAAUAUGAAUAUCCCAUCAACGAUGAAGAGUUAGGGGGGACUGGACAAUAUUCUCUUAGCUUGGGUGUUAAGGAGGCAUUCACCAAAGCGGUAGAGAGACUUCGACGGCGACGUUUCUAUCUCACUGGUUCUGCGUCAGGUCGUUCAAUUCCAAUCUCUUCGGCAGCCUGUUUAACUAAUAAACGUGCUCCUGAUGCUUUCCGCAAUCUGUCUGCCAAUCAAUAUGACGCUGGCUCGGCUGUCGUAGCAAAUCAAGGGAAUGAAAUAGAAUACGAUGAAGAUGAGGAAGACCGAUUAUCCUUGGAUGCCACAUCAUUACACAGUAUUGUUGGCGGACCCCCAGAACGAUGGCCCUCCAAUCAUUUGCUUCCUAAAGCUAGUUUAGAUUCCAAUGGCCUCGACCUAUUGAGCCAGAAUAUCUCCAACCUUCAGUCUCCCUUGCAUGGCAUUAGCCCAUCCACACUGACCUCUGCAUGUUGCUUGACUAGUCCCCAAUCUCAUCUUCAUCCGACAUCCAUAGCUAAUGCUUCUCAACCGCAGACUGCAUUAGCGAGUCCCUCUUUCACUUCACCUGUCGAUAACCCUUCUAUUGCUUGGACGUCUCUUAUCUCACCACCAUCGUCCUCCCUCAUUCUAGUGUCAGAUUCAAAUGAUCAUAAAGCCCUGUCCGGCCAAAAGGUCAGUAGCUGCUCUAAUUUCAGCCCCGAGCCCUCUAUCGCGAAUCAAGCCUCAACUAAACCUUGUUCAACACUUUCCUCUACUAUAGUCUCUGCUCCAGUCGCAGUAAUGGCUCCCAUAUUCGUUCCACCUUUGCGGCAACACUUGUUCACACCAACCUUUUACACACUGCCUCAGCACCAUCAAUCAACUCAAAAUAUUCCUUUUCCAGUGCCUUUCUAUGGAGCCUCUAUCACCACUGGCGCGGUUAGUCUGCUCAAUCGCUUUAAUUCAGCUCCUCUACCUGUGCCCUCAGAAACUUGUAGCGAUAGCACUUAUUUGGCUUCUGCUUUUCACAGUGUCUGUGGUGCCAGUCGGUCCCUUAUGUCCUACACUCCAACAGGAAAUCUGUUAAGCCCGACGAUACAGUCAAACAUGCCAGCACUGUCAGCUCAUGUGACUUUAACAAAUUCUAUUAACGCCAAUCUUUCUAGUCACACCCUAUUGCCCGCCUGCGAGGCAGCCGUCGGUGACCUCACGCCUACUUAUCAGUUGCAAUCCUGCCCGCCCUUAACGUCACCUCUCACUCUUAAACCAGCUAGCAUCCAUAACGCUAUAGUGCCACUGUGUCAUAUUCCGGCCGCAUAUGCCAAGGUUGGCCUAGGCGCAGGUUCAAAUGGAAGAUCUGCUGAUGUUAAAGAAGAUCCUGUUGAGACCCAAAACGCUGAAUUAGUUAGCUAUACUGGCUUAUCGAGGUUCGAUCUGCCUCAACAGCAGCAAAAUAUGCAUGCUGCUCUCAAGAAGAAUAUCGACAGAAUGAGUGAGAGAGAUGAAGAAGAUAGGACGAAAACCUGUGUUCCUGAGACGAGGCAACAGUUUAUCAACUGCCUUCCUGACUUUCUCCAGGUUGCCAUUCCUGCCAGUCGGCACUCGCCUUCACUUCUCACAACCAUCUGUCCCCAGCUAAUAUCUAUGUCCUCUAACGCGCCCUCUAUCACUCAUCUUUGGCCCAGCCAGCCUCUCCAGCUCUCUACGACCUAUUCUGCACAUCUCAAGCAGUCUAGUCCCAGAGUAGAAGCCGAUCCGGAUGAUAAUCUUUCUACUGUUGUAUCAACUGCCUCAUGUCUGCCGUUCAACAAAUUUAAUCGAUCUUCGACGAAAAUGUCCACUAUGUCUUCAUGGUCGUCACCACCACCUCCAGCAUUUCAGUCUUCCAUACCCCAGUCAUCACAACCUUUCUCUUCAGAACUUCCAUUUACUGCCAUCGGGAAACAGCUUUUGAAUCCGCCUAAGGAGUCAACUCCAUCUCCUGUAUUAGCAUCGCCCUUGUUACCUUCAGCUUCAGGGGUGCCCAUAAAAUCACCUCACUGUCAGCCCAACCAUCAGCCAAGAAGCCAAUCCGCCAUGGAGCAUCGCCGUCGCUACUCUAUCUCUGCAGAUCCAAGAUAUGUCGUCAAUUUGGCUUCUGCGCCUAUUGUAGAUAAAAAUGGAAAGUUGGUGCGUAGAUCGCCUCGUGUCAGCCUCCUUGUCGAUGGUGUACGUUUUCUACUUGAUUUGAGUGCUUUACAGACUCAUCCUAACACGAUGCUGGGUCGGAUGUUUUCUACUCCCUUCGCAGCCCUUUCCAAUCAUGGUCCUCUCUUUGACUCUGUCUCACCAGCUGCUGUUCCAGAUAGACUCUCUUCCAUAGCCAACAACUCCGGUGGUUACCUCAAACACCAGUGCCAGCACCAGACUAGUGCCGACAGCAACAGUCACUGUAAUAGCGAGCAAAAUAGCCCAGGUGACGUGAGCAGUCCCUUGCUCGGACAGAGACGUGCCACUGAGGUGGUUAACUUUCACAGCUUUGAAGACACUUUAAAGGACGAGUCUUCUGCUCCAGAUUGUCUGGCUUUGGAACCAUCAUUGUACUGUCCUCAGUCUUCUUUUAAUCAACUUCAAGAGCCAUCAUCACCUCCAGUUGCAGCAUCGACUGCAGCUGCGACUUCCUCGGUCUCGUUUUCGCUGCCCUCUGAUUUACCUGUCGCUCUUGGUACUGGAAUCACAGCCGGCGUGUUUCGAGCCGUGCUUGAUUACUAUGUCCAUCCAGACCAUCUAAUGACUUGUCCCCAGGGUGUCCCAAUACACGAGCUUAAGGCGGCCUGUGACUACUUGCUUGUGCCCUUCUCUCACGAAACAGUGCGCUGCUCAAACCUACGUAAGUUUAAAACAGGAAAAAGCUUUACUGGUUUAGACUUUUAUUAG
This is a messenger RNA of Protopolystoma xenopodis, 4995 nucleotides long. Lineage: Eukaryota; Metazoa; Platyhelminthes; Monogenea; Polystomatidea; Polystomatidae. The record is from the annotation of a GenBank genome assembly.